AUGGAAGCAAUACAAAAUUUAAUGAAUGAAAGGAGAAAAAGAUUUCAGUUUCAAAGUAAUAAGAAUGAACUUGAUUUUAAGUUUUAUCUGAUCCUUAAUCAUUCACAAAGAGUAACAGAUGACAUGAGAGGUAUGACAGAUAAAAUGUCUUACUUGUUUGAUUUAGGUACUGAUGGCGUCUGCUUGUCACCAAUUACGAGAUCACUAUAA
Molecule: messenger RNA, 210 nt
Organism: Clunio marinus
Lineage: Eukaryota; Metazoa; Arthropoda; Insecta; Diptera; Chironomidae
Source: the annotation of a GenBank genome assembly